Molecule: messenger RNA, 6714 nt
Organism: Punica granatum (pomegranate)
Lineage: Eukaryota; Viridiplantae; Streptophyta; Magnoliopsida; Myrtales; Lythraceae
Source: RefSeq, a predicted model, not a curated record
AGUUUCUUGAAAAUUAUUAGAAUGAUAUAGCAAAACUCUUAUUAUUUUUUUAUUAUUCUAUUUUUUUCCCACUUUGCAGUGGCAAUUAUUAUCAUCCAAAGAAGCAGAGCAAGAUCAGAACAGCCGUGGCGACUAAGCUAACUGUUUCAAUUAGGUGUUCGGCAUAACCAUAGGAGCCUGCUCGCCUCCCACUUGAAAAGUCCCAAAAGAUUCCUUCUCAUGGCCAUUCACAGGCUCCAAGAAGAAGAAGAAGAAGAAGAAGAAGAAGAAGAAGAAGAAGAAGAAGAAGAAAGUUUGAAGCCCUGAAUUUUUAACCUAUGAAGUGAGUAUUAAUCGUCAUUAAUCAGGCACAAGCAGUGAAUACUGAACCCUUUGGUUCAAGUUACCUCACAGAUCAUAUCUGCGGUUCAUCAUCCAAUUCGAUAGGAACAGGUGAAAGCUUACAGGACUUUGGUUUAAGUAGCUAGUCUCCGCGACUGAUUCUCCUUCAUGUAUUUGUUUCUCAUAAAACUUAAUUGCUUCCUAAUAUCUGUCUGUGCUGCUGCUGCUGCUGUCAUUCGUUGCAAUGGAAGUUUCAAGAUUUCGGAGCUUCCGCUGGUUGUCUAGCUGCUGUUAUGCUCCUAUCUUGUUGAGCUCUGCUCCAUCGACUUUCUUUGCUCACUUCUUCAUGGUUGGUUUUAUGAAUACAGUUUAUAAAGGACGAGUCAGUCUUUACUAGCUAGCAUGAGUCUUUUAGGUCCCCUUUAGCACAGCUGCUAUCCAACUGAGUGUUGGAUAAAGGAAUCGUGUUAGUCGUUCCAAAUUUCAUAUGAAGUCGGAGGAUUUGAUUGAAAACUAGAUAAACCCCGCCUAAAGUCCUGGGCACGGACAAAGUUUAGGGAUCAAUUUAUAUAAAUGGUAGUAAAAGGUUCGCUCUUGCAAGUUUUUUGGCCUCUGUGAUGGUUGGAUGAAAGCAUGACCAGAGUACCCUUGGAAUUUGGAGCAAUGUUUGCCCAAAUGAAAAGAUCAGUUAUUAAUUAUGACUAGAUAGAUACUGCUAAUGGUAAUUUUCAGAAUGAGCUUGGAAAAUGUCAAACAGUACAUCAGAAUCUCAAGAUUAUAUAUCUAUGCUGAGUAAAGAGGGGUGUAUGGCUAUGGAAAUACUGGGCAGUGGGCUGUACGGUUUUACAAGGUAAAGCCAAGCUUUAUGACCGUGAUUGAAACAUGGGAAUAUAUGGUGGGAACCACCAGAAGGUAAAGCAAAGCUUCUCGUUGAAGGUGGGAAAGGAAAAGGAUGACUUCAGACAGUGGAGUGGAGUCAAGCACGAGUCAAUGCUUUGAUAGUAUAAUAAGUGUGGAUCCACAGAAGAUGAGAAGUGUUGAACAGCUUCCACUACCUGGUCAUUUUUACUUUACUCUCAGGCCAGGAAUCUUGUGUUCUCCCUUAAGUGUGUGUGGUCUUGUUACUUUCUUCCCAUGUUUACCCUAUACCCUUCUGGGUGACACGCAAAGAGAGGGCGUGAUGAUCUCAAUGGGGGAACCGGGAUAUGGGCUGAUAUCCUCGCCAGUAUCUCUUGUUCAUCACUUGAAGAGAAAGCUUCAGAAUCCCGAACGGCAGUAUCGAUUAAUCCCUGAGCAGGAGGACAUCUAUCAGUUAGAGCCUGAGGAUCUCAUUCGCAAGUAUCGUGACAUGUAUGGCAUUACUUCUGGUGAUGGGGAGUGCUUCUUCUUCUACCCUCUCUGCGGUCGUAACGGCAAAGGAACCGGUAAGUCGAUACGAAAAGGGUUCUGGCAUCCAACUGGUCGGGGAAAGAAGGCUCAGGAAACCAAUCAGAUAAAAUGGGCUCAGAGGAAUCUGGUCUAUUUCCGUGGUAGUCGGAAGGAAAAAGUCUGGACUGACUGGGCUAUGCAAGAAUACACUAUUGAAUCUGAUCUGAGCUUUAGCCUGUGUCACCUACAUAAGAAGAAAAGGGGGAGAAGAAAGAAGGCUGAAUCAGCUUCCCCGCAACCCGAUUAUUUGGGUAAUGACUGUAGACCCAAGCGGACCUGAAGAAAUAACCCCAGAGGCAUCUGUGGAUAUGGCUAUGGAGCAUCAAACUGGGACUUCCAUGUCUGCAACCCCAAAGGCAUCUGUGAAUACAGCUAUGGAGCAUCAAACCGGGACUUCCUCGUCAGAUAAAAAUGCAUCAGGGUAUAGCACACCUUCUCCUCGGGAGUGGGCAUUACCCGCUCAACAGGGAUUGUCGUAUCCUGCAGAUACAGUAACUGAUUCUACGGAGACACGGGUCUUCAAUGAUCCUCAAUCCCAUCAAAUGUACAUGGUGGGGCAAUCACCUUACUUUAACAAUGCAUCCUUUGAUAUUGAUGCCCAGCUGCCUGGUUGUUCGCAAUGCCCUCUGGAUAUAACUGCUCAAUUGCACAAUAAUGGAUCCCUCAAUCCUUUAUCUCCUCCUCAGCGUCAAUAUUCUCAGCAUGAAUUCGCUCAAUCUUUCAAUUAUGGACCCCCCAAUUUCCCAUCUCUUCCUCAGUAUCAUCCUCUGAAUGAGUUUCCUCAAUUGGGAAAUGAUGGCCUGUCUGAUCUCCCGUCUCUUGAUUUCCAAUAUUUUGAAGAUGCCUUUGCUCAGUCGUAUUAUGAAUCAUCGAAUCUCCUAUAUUCUCUUCUGCAUCCCCUCAUUAUCAAAAUCCUUAUGGAUGUAUUAACUUGCUUGCUGAAUCGCACACAACCAAAUAUACCAUCUCCUCCUCAGGAUCAAACGAUGAUUCCUACGGAGGAGAUAUUCGUUGGCAGUGGUAAUGGAUUUUCUAAUAGCAGUGGUAGCACUUCUGAAAUGGGUUAUCAUGGACAAGCUAGUGCUGAUAUGCGCUCUCUUUCCAAUGAUCAUGGAGCUCAAGAAAUAGAUUUUCGGGAAUACCAGCAAUCCUAUGUGGAUUCACAAACUCCUAUCCUACUACAAAAUUGCGAUCCAUGUUCUUAUGAGCAGGAUCAGUCAAAUCUCCAAUCAAUUGGUUUUGAAAGAAUAAGCAGCCCGAAUGCACUUUCUGUAGCUCCAAAUUGCGAUUCUCAACAAACAAAACGAAAGGUUACGCAAGAUUCUAUUACGGAAAUACCAGAAUUACCAGAAGCCGACAUUCAAUGUUCGGGUCUCAACCCCUUCGAUUUCUUAGUUUCUUCUCCAUCAAAUUUACUGCGAGAAUGCACUUCUUCUGAAAGUGGUGCAAUUAUCGGAGGAUAUAGCGCAAAAGCAGUGCCAUACCCUCCGGAAGGUACUUCUUGUGUUACAGGCAAUCCUAACAUGUUUUCCAGGAAUGGAGAGCAAAGACACGCCCUCGCAACAAUUCAAGAGGUGAGUAGAGGAAAAUGUCACAAUCCUGGGCUAACCAGGUCGAUGAAGCCUCCUCCUUUGAAGAGCAAAACCACUGGAACCUGCCUCUUUUCCCAAAGAAGCAAUUCCAGGUAAAAUCCAGCCUUACGGCUUGGAGGCCUGAUUCCAGGCAACAACUCAUCUUGGAUAAUUUAUGGUCAUUCAUAAAGAAUCCUCAAAAGGGUGAGGAAACCAUAAAUGCAUUGGUCCUCCACUUGGAGGAACUAUGUAACAGCAGAGCAUCCUUGCAGCAGGAACUCUGUCUGGAAAACCAAAGACUGCACCAAGAGCUAUCCCUCCAAAAAGCUCAGACUCAUGACUUCCUCCAAAACAGGUUAGUUGAGUUCGAUAAUUUCACAGAGCACUUUGCAGAAAUGCAAAGAGAAAAUAAUGCUCUGAUUAAAAAAUUCAAAAAGAGUGAAAAAAAGAAGAGAUAUUCUGAAGAAAGAAAAUGAGUGUUUCAAAAAAGAAAUCGAAAAACUUGUUUCAGAAAGAAUAGGAGUCUUAGAGCUUCAUGAGUCCUGCCUCAUGGAAAAAGACGCUCUUGAAAAAGAAAAUAUAAAAUUCAAGCAGGAAUUGGAGUCAUCUUCUCCAUCGAUAAUUCAGUCACAGGACCCCUCAAAGGUUGUGACUAAAAGAUUAUUUUCUAAAAAACUCAUUGAGGUUACUCUCAGUGGCAUUUUCCCACAAGCAGGAGAAAUCCUGUUCUUGUCAAAACUUCCUGAAGACAUUGUCUCAAAAAUCUCAGAGAUAAGCCUCCGGUAUUUUACUACAAACCUCAUUUCCUUUUUCACUCGGAUCCUCCAGUUCUAUGCUUCCACACCAAAAGGAACUGACGGAUGGGUCUAGAAUUGAGAAAGAAAAAACCAUUUUCAAAAUGAUUUUCAAAAACCUUGCGACCUACAUGAUGAAGAUGAAGCUUUCGAAAGAGCUGAUAUCUUAAUGAUGGAUGGUUGUAGGCAUAUUCUGGAAUUUUCGAUACCCAGAAUAAGUUCUUAUGUUUUCCCCUUAAAAAACCAUUUUAACAAACACCAUUUCGAUUUCUGUGAUAUUCUGAAAUACGGGAUUCUCAAAUCUAUGAUCCUGAAACCAGAAGACGCACACCGGUCAGAGCUCCAAUCCCUUUUUGGGAACAAUGCCUGGAAUUUGAUCACAAAAACAUUGAGGCGAUCUGCCAGCCUCUCCAUUACCAUUGAGUCCCCUCCUCCUGAGUGGAUCUCUCCAAUACAGGUUCAACCUGCGAUUCAUUACAUCUUCAUUUCUCCAGUAGAUUCCAAGGUCAUACUUCCUCUGGAAGCAAGAUACUGGACAAGUGGUAAAAGUACACGAGGAAUUUAUUGUUAUAAAAUUUAUUGUAAUAAUGGUUAGGAAAAUGUAUGUGUGAGAAUUUAUUAUUAAAUGGUAGAAAAAUACAAAAAAAUAAUGAUUAUGUUUUCGUAUCGAAAGAAGAAUAUAGUGGAGUAGGAUUCCAACUCCAGAACUGUAUGGCACCUUAAAUUUCUCUAGUAAAAUUGAUUGUUAAUGUUUAAUCUUUCCUGCUUCAGGGAGUCUCGUGCUCAAUUUACUCUCGGAUCAGGAUCUCCAAUUCAAGAGACUAUGCCUACCUCAAGCUACUUUAUUAUGUGAAUGUUCAAGUUUCUAGUCGAAGCUAUUUACCAUGGAAGUUGCCAAUUCAAGCUGCAAAUACGAAGGUGAACCAUGCAAGCCUACACACAAAUAUUUUGCUGAACCAUAUACAGGUCAAGCCGCAAACACCCAUACCAGUCAUUCUGCAUAUACCAAGCUCACCCCCAUACACCAGUCAUUCCGCAUAUACCAAGCUCACCCCCAUACACCAGUCAUUCCGCAAACACCAAGCUCACCCCAUAUACCAGUCAACCCGCAAUUUUCAAGAUAAACCAGGAAACAUAGAGACGCAGGAUAUCAAGCUCAAUCAGAUUUUUUUCUUUCCUUUGGGAAAAGUGAAGCCACGAAAUUUGAGAAUGCCCAGAAUAUGUGAAGCCGCUGAUUUGAAGCUCAGCUAGAUAUUGUUAUAUCGAAGAUUUGGAACCGCAAAUUCAAGCUCCCAGAUAUUGCCAUUUGGAAGAUUCAAUCCGAAAGAAUUCAAGCUCAAACAGAUUUUGCCACAUGAAAGAUUUCAAGCUCAACCAGAUGUCAUCAAAUUGAAGAUUUCAUUAUUUUUGCCAUCCAAGUUGGACAUUUCAAGCUGCAGAACUCAAGAUCAAUAUGAUGUCGUAGAUACGAAGAUGUCAAUCUGAACCAGAAACCUUCAAGUUGCAAAUUGCAAGCUCAAAGUAUUUGUCAACCAGCAUGUUGCAAGCUCAACCAUAAGCGGCAAAUUUCAAGCUCAAUCACGGAUAGCCCACCAGUAAGUUCCAAGCUCAUACAUCGAUUGCUGUCAUCGAUGUAUGCUUUAGUCAGUCCUCUUUGAGUAUGUUUUAUAUGGUUAACUGCAAGCACGAUUCGUACAUUGGAAUCCCAAUCAGGAAGAGUCCUGAUGAGUACAAUGUUGAAUCGCAAGAAGUGGGUACAGAACUCAACAAGUUCAAUACUCCAAAAAGCUAUGCAGGUAUCCAUGGUUCUGGCAUCGGGAGCUCCAUCUAGGAGCUCAGACAGGCAUGAGCAAGAGCGAUACCUUCUUUUCUUUCCACUUAAAGAUUUUCAACAAAUUUAUGGGUAACCAUGGCUCUUCUAUUUAGAGCUCGAUCUGGAAGCACAGACGAGCACGAUGAAGAGCGUAAGGUGAAUACUUUGUUGUCCACUUUUGAGACUAAUUUCCAUAAACUUUCGUAUUGAAAAAUUUAUGGGAAGUGACGGUUCUUGUAUUGGAUGCUGGGUCCGGAAAGCUAAGACAGGCUCGGGAAAGAACUAUAGGGGGGAGACUCUCCUCACCUCUCAACGGAGAUUUUCCUCGACAACUUCUAGCCAUUGAAAGAUGGCAAGAGCAAGCGGGGCUCUUGUGCUGUGAUCUUGACUGGAGCUCAGACGAGUACAGGCAAGCGUCCUAGCUGAUGGGUCAUGAAUGUACGAGUUCAAGACCCCUGAUUUUAUGGGCAACCGCGGUUCUUAAACUGGAAGCUCGAUCAGAGCAUUUAAGAACGAUAACGGAAGCCUCUCCUUAUCAAACAUCAGUUCUGUUGGAGGGGACUCUAUAUAUGUAUUUACAUAUGAAUGUUGUAAUGAUCAAUGUUACAAGUAUCACCUGUUAGAUUGGUCAAUGUUGUCGUUGGACAUGCUUGUAAUGUUAAUUGUUCUACGGAACAUUCAGAUGUAAUUAAGAUUUUCUAGCUAGUGUUAUUAACUAUGAUACUAUGCAGUCCAUGCUCGUUCUUUUGUUCUGUUCCCAAAUAGAUAAGACAUCAUCAGUUCUUUU